AGAUAAAAUGCCAGGUCUCCUCUGUAACUGGGGAUAGCCAGGCUGCCUUAUAAUGGGAACCAGUAUUUGCUGGAGUUGUGAGCAGUAACACCCAUUUCCGACCCCGGGAAAACACAAGCCUGCAUCUUUUUUUUUUUUUCUUUGUAUCUGUUGCUCUGUUGUGGUCUGGGCUCUUUGUUGUCCAUCUUCAUGUGGAGUCAGAGGCUGCUGGCGGGCUCUGUCACUCCCCGGUCUCUUCCAUCCUUCUUCCCUGGAGCAGGUUGAUCGUUCUCUUGUUUUUUGUGCUGAAGAGCUGCUCUUUGGAAUCUCGCUCCUCCAUGUACGAUAACUUGUACCUACAUGGCUUUGAUGACUCGGAGGCGGGCUCAGCUGAUUCCUACACAAGCCGCCCGUCUGACUCGGAUGUGUCCCUGGAGGAGGAGAAAGAAGGCGGCCAGCAGGAGAGGGAGCAGCAGGCCACGGUUCAGCUGGAGAGGGCAAAGAGCAAAGCAGUGGCAUUUGCUGUGAGAACCAACGUGAGCUACUGCGGUGCGUUGGAUGAGGACGUUCCUGUGGCUGGAACCGCCGUCUCUUUUGAUACCAAGGACUUUCUCCACAUCAAAGAGAAGUACAACAACGACUGGUGGAUCGGGCGCCUGGUGAAAGAGGGCUGCGACAUUGGCUUCAUUCCAAGCCCGCUGAAGCUGGAAAACAUUAAACUUCAGCAGGAACAAAAGAGGGGACGCUUCCAUGGCAGUAAAUCCAGUGGAAACUCCUCCUCCAGUCUGGGAGAUAUGGUGUCAGGCACGUUCAAACCAAACCCAAACUCUGCAGGAAAGCAGAAACAGAAAGUUGCUGAGCACGUCCCUCCAUACGAUGUGGUUCCCUCCAUGAGGCCAGUUGUCCUGGUGGGACCGUCCCUGAAAGGUUAUGAGGUGACAGAUAUGAUGCAGAAAGCUCUGUUCGACUUCCUGAAGCACAGAUUUGAUGGGAGGAUAUCCAUCACCAGAGUAACAGCUGACAUAUCAUUGGCCAAGAGGUCAGUACUUAACAACCCCAGUAAGAGGGCCAUCAUUGAGAGAUCCAACACCCGCUCCAACCUCGCGGAGGUUCAGAGUGAAAUAGAACGGAUCUUUGAGCUGGCCAGGUCCCUCCAGCUGGUGGUGUUGGACGCAGACACUAUUAACCACCCAGCACAGCUUAUUAAGACCUCAUUAGCACCCAUUAUCGUCCAUGUUAAAGUGUCCUCACCCAAGGUUUUACAACGGCUAAUCAAAUCAAGAGGGAAAUCUCAGAGCAAACACUUGAAUGUGCAGCUUGUUGCAGCAGAAAAACUAUCUCAGUGUCCGUCUGAGAUGUUUGAUAUUAUUUUGGAUGAGAACCAGCUGGAAGACGCGUGUGAACACCUGGCAGAGUAUCUAGAGGCGUACUGGCGCGCUACACACACUUCACUGAGCACGCCACUCAACCCUCUGCUGGGACGCAACCUGGGCUCCACUGCUCUCUCCCCAUAUCCUGCUGCCAUACAGGCCCAAAGAAACCGGAACAGCAACCACACAACAACGGAUCAUUCAGCUGUUGAACGACGCAGCCUGAUGCCGGCAGAUGAGAACUAUCAUAAUGAACGGGCACGGAAAAAUCGCAACCGCCUGUCCUCAGGCUCUCAGCACAGCAGGGACCACUCUCCUCUGGUGGAGGAGGACUACCAGGACCCCUACCAGGACUCGUACAAGCCUCACCGUAACCGAGGAUCCCCGGGAGGCUACACUCAAGACUCCAGGCACCAACUCUGAGCUGGGGCCUGCUGUUAACAAAGUGUUUGAGUUUAUUUCUCUGAUCAUCCACCAUGAACACAGCAUUAGCAGCUCCAAUAGGAUAAAUCUACUACACUCAUGUGGACUGUGACAAGCUCUUCUAUCUGUGUAGUACCUCAUAAGCCCUAUGGCCUUGGCUCCUGGCAGAUGGACAUUUAAAAGAACCCUUCCUCUGCUUUGAUGUGAUCGAUAUGGAUAUGAAAGUAGCACAUGGACAGAAAAUUGUUUCAAAGGGAAGCUGAAACUGAUUUUUAAAAGUCCCUGAAACGGAUCGUGAGUGAAUUAAAAAGUGGAAGGGAGGAUCUGCUGGAUCGUUUCUGCUAUCUUAGAUAUUACUGUAGCAUGUAGGUAGGACUUCGACAGGUCAGCUCCUGAUUCAAACUGGGAACAGUCAUGAUCCUGAUGUGGUGAUCAACACAGUACUUGUUUGAAUGCAUCCAGGAGCUGAUAGAAGCAAAAUAUAAUGCAUCUUUAAUAUUGUUUAGGUUUGCGUGCUACUGUCUGCAGUGAGAGCAUAAUAAAUGCUGUGAAAGAUUGUUCCCAAAUUAAGAAUAUUCAUUUAAUUAUCUAAGUCAUUUGUCAUAUAUCCUCUUCCAGGUUUAAGCUUUGGCUUUCUGUGUCCCUUCUUUGUUCUCUCAAAAAACAUUUUUUCUAUUAAUUGUACCAGUAGUCUGCAGAUCUUAAGAGAUUUAAAAGCUCCAAACCUCAGGAACGAGAGGUCAUUAUGGCCUAGAAGUGUAGCGUUUAUGUUCAUAUGAGAAUUUGACUCUGUUAUGUUAAAUUGUUAAUACUUGGUUAUUAUAGAAAAAUUAAAAUAACAGUCACUUAAAGCAUGUUUUUCACAUGCCAUGUAUUUCUUACCUGUUGUUUUCAAUCAUGAAUGCAAUGGAGCAUCCUUUAAAAUUGAUAGAAUUGCAUUUUAGUGGAUGACAUGUAUUGAGGGCUUCCAUAUGUAAAUAUUGUCAAAAAUAAUUUAAGGAAAGAGAGCUUAAUAUAUGUAAAGUUACAAUGACAGUUAAUCAAAAUACAUUCCAUAUAUUUAUUUCAGACUCUUGUAUACCUUUAAUAAAAAUAGAUAAUUUCUCUUCAUUAUUAAAGGUUUUAUAAAACAAACAAAUACUGAAACACCUUCAUAGAGAAGCAACCGAUUUCCAUAUUCAAAAUUUUGAGCUUGAGCCUUUUCAUUUAGUUUCAUAUGAGAUGAAUGGGAAACUGUCUAAAAAUACUUGCCUAUGUUGCAGUCUUUUACAUGCAGGUGUCAUGGAAAUGUACACUGCCAGUUAGUACAGGAGUAAUAUGAUAUGACCUUUUGUCAAGAUAUUCUUGUAUCUUGAAAUUUACUGUACAAUGAUUUUCAUACCCAGACCAGUUUCAGCUUGCAGUGAUUCUGAAACAGGAAGAUCAACUAGGUCCUCCUUCUUCUGCUCCUUUUUUUCCCCAAUAGUAGAAGAGCUUUAUUUAUUAUUUUUUUUCUUUUUCAAAACGGUGGAGCAUAAAUUCUAAACUAUAGAUGAGAAUACUGCCUGUGAGAGAAUGAUGUGUUGAUUAGAAGUUUUGUGCACUGUCAUUUUACUACUCUAUAGAAAUAAAUUACUCUUAUGCUGUG
Messenger RNA from Cololabis saira (Pacific saury), 3399 nucleotides. It is a transcript of the gene cacnb4a, whose product is annotated as calcium channel, voltage-dependent, beta 4a subunit. The transcript has 13 exons. The record is from RefSeq and is a predicted model, not a curated record. Lineage: Eukaryota; Metazoa; Chordata; Actinopteri; Beloniformes; Belonidae. Gene Ontology annotation, molecular function: protein binding; high voltage-gated calcium channel activity. Gene Ontology annotation, cellular component: voltage-gated calcium channel complex. Gene Ontology annotation, biological process: neuromuscular junction development; calcium ion transmembrane transport; chemical synaptic transmission. The coding region runs from base 318 to 1772 and encodes 484 amino acids.